Leptinotarsa decemlineata (Colorado potato beetle) is the source of this 1153-nucleotide messenger RNA. RefSeq names its product apolipoprotein D. Gene Ontology annotation, biological process: lipid metabolic process; response to reactive oxygen species. Gene Ontology annotation, cellular component: cytoplasm. The record is from RefSeq and is a predicted model, not a curated record. Gene Ontology annotation, molecular function: pigment binding. Lineage: Eukaryota; Metazoa; Arthropoda; Insecta; Coleoptera; Chrysomelidae.
AUUCAUUCUCGAACAAUACCCGCUAAUGAAUACAGCAAAUUAUUGUUAAAAUGUAAAUAUCCGGACCGAUCGAUUUUAAUAGUAAAAUGUUGUGGUUGGAGGAACAUUGUAAAGUAUUUGUUGUAAUAUUUUUAAUCUGCUUGGAAUGGACGUCGGCAACUGGUUUAGGGCCUUGUCCCAAAGUCAAGAGCAUGGACAAAUUGAAUUUAACAAAAUUUUCAGGACAUUGGCAUGAAAUUGAAAGAACAUUUUAUCUCAUGGAACUGAUUCGUAGCUGUGUGACUGUAGAUAUAUCAGAACUGUCAAAAGAUCGGCUAGGUAUAGUGGUCAACACAAAAAGUACUUGGACGGGCACUUUUUCUAUCAGCGAGGGUGUGGCGUCCCCUACCAGAAGAGAUCCAAAUAUUUUCCAAUAUAAAGUCAGCAGCAGCUUUCCCAGAAUUGUGAACAGAUAUCUACCAGGAGCAGGAUUCUACCAAGUCCUAGAUACAGACUAUGACACCUAUGCUGUUGUGUAUUCUUGCUCCAACUGGCAGGUAGUUCAUUCAGAUUUAAUUUGGAUUUGGGGCCGAAAGCGAGAAAUAGACGUCGAACUGAGGUCUGAACUAUACAGAAAAUUGAACAAUAUGCAACUUGACCCUGAAAGACUUGUUUUAUCCAAAACAACUAACUGUACUGACAGUGAAGAUUUUUUAAAUGAUGAUAUAUUGUAUUAACAUUUUAGUUAUUGAAAGGGCUGAAUAAUUAACGUAGAUCUCGAAAAAUACAUAGACUCUCAACUAGAAGUAAACUGCAUCUCUCUAAAUUUUCAAGUCAACUUUUAGGUCUAUGGUAUUUUAUUCAUUGAUAAGUAUAUUCAGACUUAGUUUCCACAACACCAACUAUUUUUCGAAUACAACUUAUAUAGUAUGAAAAUAAUAUUUUUCACAAAAUAAACAUAAUAUAUGCAAAUUUCUCAAUAAUUAAAAAGUAUUACUAAUGGAAGAUCAAAUUUCUCACCAUUUUCGAGAUCUACUGUAAAAAAACACUUUUAUUACUGUGAGAAAUUUCUCUUUAAUCCUUUUCUGUUCAAUACUACUUUUUUGUUACAUUCAUAUAUGAAAAAAUGUAAGGAUUUUUCUGAGGAUGAUUAUUAUAAUCUUAUGUCGUUUUA